Pelagomonas calceolata is the source of this 1530-nucleotide messenger RNA. The record is from the annotation of a GenBank genome assembly. NCBI's taxonomy places the organism in Eukaryota, Pelagophyceae, Pelagomonadales, Pelagomonadaceae.
UGCAAACUAAUUAGACAGCGCUUACGGGUGGCAGACGGCGCCGAGACGCUGUCAGAAAUUCCGUUAAAUAGUCUGGUUGCUGGUGCAGCGAUGCAAGGACCCAUCGACGCGGCUCUCGCGGCAGAGCUGACCGCCUUGUCUGUGAGCACGCAGGAGAGCCGUGCAAAUGCCGCGCAGCGAUCCGCGCGAGCGACCAGAACAAUACCGCUGCGACCCGAGAUCAUACAAUUCAUGUCGCCGCAGUCCUUGUGCCGCCUGACGUGCUGCAGCGCGACGCUCCGCAGAGACGUGCGCGAGGCAGACGCUGCGGGCAGCGGUUAGCGGAAGUGCACGCGCCGCGAGCUGUACGGGCCGCGCUGGAGAGCGACGCGGCCUCGCGCGUGCGGUCCCACGUCCGCCGGCGCGUGCUCGCGGACUCCCUGUGCCAGGAGACGCCGGCGCGACCUCCGUUCCUCCUUGAACGCACCCAUGGAUUUCACGUUCUUUGUGCGCGUCACCGAAGACGGUCGUUUGAUCUGGGAGGGCGACCUGAAGAGCGAGCGAAGUGAUUUUAACUUUCGGCUCCCUCUCUCUGAAGCUUGCGCCGCGAUGGUGGAAAGCGGCAACAUGGGCGACUGCCCCGGUGACGCCAUGGAUUCGUAUCUAGAGCGUCUGCAGUUUACCGUCGUUGCAAUCAGGGACAAGGACCAAGCGAUGAUCCCGCUGGGUCUUUGCGAUUAUCAUGGCAGCAUAAGUUUUACCAACAACUCGCGGCUGCACUCUUACUCUUUCGAGGACGAUAACAUCCUGUUCUCGACGGAUAGAUUGGAAUUUAGGGUCAACCUGUGUUUGCAGGUCACGUUCGGCGGCGUUGGUACGACACCAUCCAUGGAAGGUUUGGUCUUACAUCUAGAUUGGCAGUCUAAGCUCGACGAGGGGCGUGCUGGUGGUCUGGCGAUCCUUGAACCCGUGUUUCUCCUGACCUUUCUUGCGGGUUUCCACUACUCGCUAAUAAACGAGGCUUUGCGAACCAUCGAUGGCUGGCACGAUUUUUUUGUUCGAGAUGACUACGGCAUACCGCUACGCGAGACAUUUGGCUAUAUCUUCCUGGGGCUUAGUCAAGAGGCAGCAGAUAUUCAAGCGGCGACCUUUCGUGAGGCACUGGAGCGGAGGCGGGCCGCCCGGAAUCAUCUCCAGAAUCCUUAGCUCGCGCCGGCGUCGUCGGCGACUUGUGGCGGCGCCUGGGCCAAGCGCGACUACUCACAGACGCUGUCGCGCUGCCGCCUCGGCGGCGCGGCGCUGCUGCUGCUACGGCGCCCGAGCCGCCGACGAGUAGCCAGGAUAUAUGACCAUAUAUUAAUUAGACUUCAGCGCCGAUAUGGCCGCGGGAAGAAACAAUUGCCGGCGGCGGACCGGGGGGGGAACGCGCUGGACGCCGACCUUCGUGCCGGUCGUCGGGCGGAGCGUAUGCUCCAAUACAACGCGGAGUGAGACGGGCACAAGACGAACGAAGCGCGGGACGGCCGCCCCUUCAGAUGAAGGGACGGCCGC